Molecule: messenger RNA, 5873 nt
Organism: Wyeomyia smithii (pitcher-plant mosquito)
Lineage: Eukaryota; Metazoa; Arthropoda; Insecta; Diptera; Culicidae
Gene: na
Product: sodium leak channel NALCN
Exons: 13
Coding region: 357-5750 (1797 amino acids)
Biological process (GO): monoatomic ion transport; transmembrane transport
Cellular component (GO): membrane
Molecular function (GO): monoatomic cation channel activity
Source: RefSeq, a predicted model, not a curated record
GCUCCGUCAACCAUAUUGGAAAAUUUCACAUUGAUCAAAAGUUCGCUAUGUAAAGUCCAAAUAUGACUCCAAACGGAGUGAAAACAUCUUACACCAAUUUGAUGGGGAACUUUUCAGUUUAGAACACGUCUUCAACUAUGUGCAUAUGUGCAAAGAAUGAAGAGUAUUGGCAGAAAGUGAAACUGGUGUUACGCAGCAAUUGUAGUGAAACGCUAUAUGCAAACGAAACAUGGGUUUCGUCUGUGAAAGACAAUGAAUGUAUGAAAAUAAAACAAAGUGUAUAUUCAAUAAGGAAUUCUAACAACGAUAAGCAAACGCUACGGCUUUCGGAAAAAUCACGGAAUUAGAACGGCAAUAUGUUGGGUAGAAAGCAAAGCAUCAAAGGAGAAUCUAUACUUGCAGACUAUGGCCCGGAAGAAUCCCUCAAUGAGAGUGCCGACAUAGAAUGGGUUAAUAAGCUGUGGGUUCGACGACUGAUGCGUUUAUGUGCCUUGAUAUCGCUUACAUCUAUAUCCUUGAAUACUCCCAAGACAUUCGAGAGGUAUCCUUUUCUGCAAUAUUUCACACUAUGCAGCGACAUAGUGGUUACUCUCCUAUUUACAUCAGAAAUGAUAGCAAAAAUACACAUUCGUGGUUUACUAAGGGGAGAUGCACCAUAUCUCAAGGAUCAUUGGUGUCAAUUUGAUGCUUCCAUGGUGUUUUUUCUCUGGGUAUCGGUGGUGCUGCACGUGUUCGAAAUGCUCGGAAUUGUACCGAAAUUUCAUUACUUCAGCAUACUCCGGGCACCAAGACCACUCAUAAUGAUACGCUUUUUGCGUGUCUUCCUCAAAUUCUCCAUGCCAAAGAGUCGAAUCAAUCAAAUCUUCAAACGAUCUAGUCAACAAAUUUACAAUGUAACACUUUUCUUCCUAUUCUUUAUGUCACUAUAUGGUUUAUUGGGAGUGCAAUUUUUUGGUGAACUAAAAAAUCAUUGCGUUUUGAAUACGACCGAGCCCAAGUACGUGGAUUGUCUAAAUACUGUAAUUCAAAUCUUAACUGGAUUAUUUCACUUUCACAGGGGUCUCACUAUUAACUCUUUAGCGAUCCCUGAUACAUUCUGCUCGAUGGAUCCUGACUCAGGGUAUCAGUGUCCAGCCGGUAUGAAAUGCAUGAAAAUGGAUUUUCUCUCAAAUUAUGUUCAAGGGUUCAAUGGUUUUGAGGAUAUAGCCACAAGCAUUUUUACUGUUUAUCAAGCCGCAUCCCAGGAGGGGUGGGUUUUUAUAAUGUACAGAGCGAUUGAUAGUCUUCCUGCUUGGCGAGCCGCUUUUUAUUUCAGCACAAUGAUAUUUUUUCUUGCUUGGCUUGUAAAAAACGUGUUCAUAGCUGUCAUCACUGAAACAUUCAACGAAAUACGCGUGCAGUUUCAGCAAAUGUGGGGUGUAAGAGGACAAAUUCAGAACAGUACAGCAUCACAGAUUAUCACCGGAGACGACUCCGGGUGGAAACUCAUAACCAUCGAUGAGAACAAGCAUGGAGGCUUAGCGAACGAAACAUGCCACACUAUUCUCAAAUCACCAUAUUUUAGACUAUUGGUGAUGUCUACUAUUUUAGCAAACGGUAUUGUCACAGCAACUAUGCACUUUAAACACGACGGAAGACCGAGACAAGUGUUCUACGAAAGGUAUUACUACAUCGAAAUGGCGUUCACGUUUCUACUGGAUUUGGAAACGCUUUUCAAAAUAUAUUGUCUGGGAUGGAGAGGUUACUUUAAACACUCAAUACAUAAAUUCGAACUCCUGUUGGCUAUUGGUACGAGCUUACACAUAAUUCCAGGAUUAUAUCUUUCGGGAUUCACUUACUUCCAAGUACUAAGAGUAGUGCGCCUCAUCAAAGCAUCCCCAAUGCUGGAAGGCUUUGUAUACAAAAUUUUUGGACCUGGAAAGAAACUUGGAUCACUAAUCAUCUUUACAAUGUGCUUACUAAUAAUUAGUUCAAGCAUUUCAAUGCAGCUGUUUUGUUUCCUGUGCGAUUACACUAAAUUUGAAAGCUUCCCAGACGCGUUUAUGUCUAUGUUCCAGAUUCUUACGCAAGAAGCAUGGGUUGAAGUAAUGGAUGAGACAAUGAUACGAACAAGCAAAACUUUGACGCCUCUAGUGGCUGUAUAUUUCAUUUUGUAUCAUCUAUUUGUCACAUUGAUUGUGUUGAGUUUAUUCGUUGCAGUAAUUUUAGACAAUUUGGAACUGGACGAAGAUAUAAAAAAGCUAAAACAGCUCAAAUUUCGUGAGCAGAGCGCCGAAAUUAAGGAAACUUUACCCUUUCGUCUGAGAAUAUUUGAAAAAUUUCCCGAUUCGCCACAGAUGACAAUUCUGCAUAAAAUUCCGAAUGAUUUCACGUUGCCAAAAGUUCGUGAAUCAUUUAUGAAACAGUUCGUCAUCGAAAUGGAACCAGAAGAUCCAUCGUACAGUGAAGGAUAUAAACGUCCCAUAUCCGAGUGUUGGGAGUCCAAAGUUGUCUACAGAAAACAAAAACCGGUAAAUGUAAUGAAUAAAACUGCUAAGGUACGCUCAGUAGGCAGUAGUCUUCGCAAAAUGGCAAUAACGCAUAUCAUCAAUGAUUCCAACAACCAACGUUUAAUGCUUGGAGACUCUGCGAUGAUUCCGGUAGCAGGAGCCAAAGGAGGUUUAAAACCACAAGGUACAAUCACUCAAACCAAACCUUGGCGUAUGGAUCAGAAAAAAUUCGGCUCGCGAUCCAUUCGUCGAAGUGUUCGUAGUGGUUCCAUCAAACUUAAGCAAACCUAUGAACAUUUGAUGGAGAAUGGGGAUAUUGGAGCAGCUAGUCGUGUGACUUCCUCUCGUGCUAGACCGCACGACUUAGACAUAAAAAUUUUACAGGCUAAAAGGCAGCAGGCAGAAAUGCGGAGGAAUCAACGCGAGGAAGAUUUAAGAGAGAAUCAUCCAUUUUUUGACACACCACUUUUUGCAGUACCAAGAGAAAGUAAGUUUAGAAAAAUAUGUCAACGCAUAGUUCACGGGCGGUAUGAUGCACGGCUCAAGGAUCCAUUGACUGGUAAAGAGAGGAAAGUGCAAUACAAAAGUAUGCACAAUUUUCUCGGCCUAGUAACGUACCUAGAUUGGGUGAUGAUUUUCGUGACUACACUUUCUUGCAUAUCAAUGAUGUUCGAGACACCUCAAUACCGUGUAAUGGAACACGUAACGCUUCAAAUGGCCGAGUACACAUUUGUUAUAUUCAUGAGCCUUGAGUUGGCCCUUAAAAUCUUGGCGGAUGGUUUAUUCUUCACCCCCAAAGCAUACAUCAAAGACGUUGCUUCGGUUCUCGAUGUCUUCAUUUAUGUCGUUUCACUGACGUUUUUGAUAUGGAUGCCUCGUCAAGUACCAAGUAAUUCAUCAGCGCAGUUGCUAAUGAUUUUGCGUUGCCUUAGACCGCUUCGAAUAUUUACGCUAGUGCCUCAUAUGCGGAAAGUAGUAUACGAACUUUGUCGAGGUUUCAAGGAAAUACUGCUGGUAUCAACUUUACUAAUUUUAUUGAUGUUUGUUUUUGCAAGCUAUGGAGUGCAAUUGUAUGGAGGUCGCUUGGCACGUUGCAAUGAUCCUACUAUUCUCAAACGAGAAGAUUGCGUCGGUGUGUUCAUGAGGCGUGUGUUUGUUACGAAAAUGAAAUUAACACCUGGUGCAAAUGAAUCAUAUCCAUCGAUGCUCGUUCCCAGAGUAUGGGCGAACCCUAGAAGAUUCAAUUUUGAUAAUAUUGGUGACGCCAUGUUAGCAUUAUUUGAGGUACUGUCGUACAAAGGAUGGAUUGAUGUACGAGAUGUCUUGAUUAAAGCGCUAGGACCCGUACAUGCUAUAUAUAUUCAUGUAUAUAUUUUCCUUGGAUGCAUGAUAGGACUAACUUUGUUUGUGGGUGUAGUAAUUGCCAAUUAUUCAGAAAAUAAAGGAACAGCAUUGCUGACUGUAGACCAACGACGGUGGUGUGAUUUGAAGAAACGUCUAAAGAUCGCUCAACCGCUGCAUCUUCCACCUCGUCCAGAUGGCCGCAUGUUUCGAGCUUUUGUUUACGAUAUUACACAACAUAUUGCAUUUAAAAGAUGUAUUGCAGUGGUUGUUCUUGUCAACAGCAUGUUGCUUUCAAUAACGUGGACAAAAGAUGAAACGCACACUGAAAGACUAAUAAUCGUCAGUACACUUCUUACAUUCGUUUUUGUUAUAGAAGUUGUUAUGAAAAACAUUGCGUUUACUCCUAGAGGUUACUGGCAGUCCAGAAGAAACAGAUAUGACCUCUUGGUGACGGUAGCUGGCGUCGUAUGGAUAUUUCUCCAAACAACACUGAGAAGCGAUUUAUCAUAUUUCAUUGGUUUUAUGGUUGUCAUAUUGAGAUUUUUCACAAUAACUGGCAAGCAUACGACCUUGAAAAUGUUGAUGCUUACAGUCGGUGUCUCAGUGUGUAAAUCAUUCUUUAUUAUUUUUGGAAUGUUUCUAUUGGUGUUUUUCUAUGCACUUGCGGGAACUAUUCUAUUCGGUACAGUGAAAUACGGUGAAGGUAUUGGACGCCGUGCCAACUUCGGCUCUCCGGUAACCGGGGUAGCUAUGCUGUUCCGCAUAGUAACCGGAGAAGAUUGGAAUAAGAUUAUGCACGACUGUAUGGUUCAACCACCGUAUUGCACACUUGCUGCUAAUUACUGGGAAACUGAUUGCGGAAAUUUCACCGCCAGUUUAAUCUACUUUUGUACAUUUUACGUGAUUAUUACUUACAUUGUACUUAAUCUAUUAGUCGCUAUUAUCAUGGAGAAUUUUUCUUUAUUUUAUUCGAAUGAGGAAGAUGCCCUUCUCUCGUACGCCGAUAUAAGAAAUUUCCAAAAUACAUGGAACAUUGUAGACAUACAUCAGCGUGGAGUGAUUCCAGUACGCAGAGUUAAAUUCAUUCUUAGAUUGUUAAAAGGUAGACUGGAAUGUGAUCCCCAAAAGGACCGCCUACUUUUUAAGUACAUGUGCUACGAGCUAGACAAACUGCAUAAUGGAGAAGAUGUGACUUUCCAUGAUGUGAUAAACAUGCUAUCAUAUCGAUCAGUUGAUAUAAGAAAAGCACUCCAGUUGGAAGAAUUGUUGGCACGAGAAGAAUUUGAAUACAUCAUUGAAGAAGAAGUAGCCAAACAAACCAUACGAACAUGGCUAGAGGGAUGCCUGAAGAAAAUUCGUGCCAAUAAUAUCACGAAACAACAAAACUCUUUGAUUGCUGGAUUGCGAGCGACUAAUGACAGUCUUCAAAAACAGCAACAACAGCAGCAACAAAAUCAGCAGCAAGAUCAAACUGAAGAACAGGUUCUUCAUAAGGAAGUAAGUUUAGAGUCAGAGUCGGCUGAGCAAACAGCAAAAGAAAUUGAAAACAACGCCAAAAAUCGUAAAAAGAGCCAAAAUAUUCUUAACAGAUCUGAUUCAACUGGAAGUAGCAGCGGUCGAAAAUUUUUAGCCCCAACACUCUCUGAUCCUCAGGCCAAGAACGAAAAAGAUCGAUACCUAACCAAGAAGAAAACAUCGCGUCAAUCAGCUGCUAAUAGUAAAGCUAUCACACAAAUGAACGAAAUUAAUCAUGGCCAUACACUUCAUCAGUAUUAUCAUCAUUUUAUCCACAGUAAUGAAACUCAGCAAGGCAGUGGCGGAAAAAUCGGUCAUCCGCACAUUAAUAUGGUUUUUGAAGUACACGAUUGGUGGCAAGAACAAGUUAUAUGUACGCACAGUGACGACGAAGAAAUUUAGACUGCUUAGCAAGAAGAUUAGAAUAAAUUCGAUUAAUGUUAGGCAAUUUAAACUAUAUGUACGUUUAUAAUUUGGAAAACCGUGAAUAGAAGUUUAAUAAAUGGGUUUAUAUUUAACACAGAA